UUUUUCUUCAUGUUAAACUCGCAUACGCCAAGUGUAACAGCCGAUAACGAAUAUAUGUUGGACCUUGUUCCGCUAUCUGAGCUACAGCAAGGUGAACUUUACAUUCUUAAAAUUAAACUCGUUGCCAUUGGUCUAUUUCAAGGAUGGGAUGAUGAUAUGUGUUGCUUUUCUAUUUUACGCAAGUAAUGAUAUUGAUAUCAACAUGAUGCUUAUCUGAUCAACAUAGGUACUGAUUCAGUAGACCAUAUAAGAUGGUCAGAAGCAAGAUAUUUACCUAAUAACUUCGAUGCUUAUCAUGCAUUUGAUCAUGCUGGUAAUCCCCCUAUUCACCUUUGGUCUAAGCAUUUACGUAUGGACAUGCCCUUCAAUUGGUUCAGCAUGUUUGAAGAAGCAAGACAGUGGCAAAAACAAUGGCAUUUAGAUUAUUGGCCUUCAGAAGUGAUGGACAAUAUUCCUCCUCCUCCUUUAGAAGAGACGAACACAUCAGACCAUGAAACGCCAUCGACCCAUCAACUCGAUGCGGAUGAUAUUCAUCAAGAUCGACCCGAGGAACAGAAUAAGCCUACACCUGCUAUGGAAUUACAAAAACAGUACCGAGCAGCACUAGAGGUCACACAACAAAAAUUAGAGCAAAGCACCAUUGAACCAAAACAAAUCGAAGCGGAACAAAACCCCAUCGCAUCAAAACCACCUGAGCUAAAACUCAGAGUAUCCAAGUCAUUAGAGCCAAGGACUGUACCACAAGCACCUAUGGAGCAAAACACUUUGGCUGAGGAAGAACCUAAACUAAAGCCAAAACGUUCGUUUAGUUCGUUCUUUUUAAAGAAAAAGAAAUCAAAAAAACCAUUGCGCCAGGAAGAAUCCAAAAAUCGAAAGAGUGCUCCUCCAACACCUUCGGUCAUACCAAAACAAUACCAAAAAUCAUUGAGUGACAAUACUGUUCCAUCUACCGAAGAAGCAUCCGUUACACAAACACCUUCAUUUAAACCUUCGACCUUGGGCGCAAAAAUGGAAUUGUUUGACAUAGAUAGUUUUAUGGAUAUGCAAGCUACAUUUGCCUUUUUGAAUGAAACUUCCAAUAUAGAUUCUUCUUUUUCAUUCAUGAAUUCAGCUAUUACCCAUAAGACAUCCUAGAUACCCUCUUCUUACUAGAAUAAAGUCUUGCUUCUAUGCAAACAAAUUCGAUAAUAAACCCCCCCUGUCCUAUAUUCUUUCUCAAAAAAAA
Messenger RNA from Gilbertella persicaria, 1225 nucleotides. RefSeq lists its product as uncharacterized. Lineage: Eukaryota; Fungi; Mucoromycota; Mucoromycetes; Mucorales; Choanephoraceae. The transcript has 3 exons. Bases 352 to 1134 code for a protein of 260 amino acids. The record is from RefSeq and is a predicted model, not a curated record.